AGAGCUACACGGGGGGCUGAGGGUUGGCGCCUGGUGCUGCCCGACAAAUUAACCAGUCAGUGUGUCGCGUCUAUGGGUGGUUUUAGUACGCGUCUGUUUCAACUCCCAGCCUGACAGAAUUUUUUUUUUUUUUUUGUGUGUGUGUGUAACCACGCCUACACAGUGGCUGCCAAGGCUUACCCAUGAGUUAAACCUCCUUUAGUUGGUAAUGAGGAAGGCGUGGGCUCUAGCAGUGGACACCCGAAGGCAGCAGUGGGUGAAAACAAGCAAAAUAAAGAAAAGUUUGGCUGUGAGAAGGUGCUAGACAGCCAGCCAUAGUGACGAGGAGACAGGAAGGUAGACCACCACCAUCACCACCAUCACCACCACAGGGAAGGUCAGUGUGUAAAGGACUGAAAACUACUACUACUACUACUACUACUACUACUACUACUACUACUACUACUACUACUACUACUACUACACUGCCGCCACCAUGUCUAUAUCAGCUAUCUACAUUCUGGACGUAAAAGGCAAGGUCCUCAUUUCUCGCAACUACCGCGGUGAUGUGGACAUGGGCGUCAUAGAGAAGUUUAUGCCAAUUGUGCUGGAACGGGAGGAUGACGGCAACAUGGCGCCCAUUGUCCAGAUCCAGGAGGCCACAUUUUGCUUCGUUAAGGUCAGCAAUCUGUACGUAGUGUCAGCGACGAGGAUCAACGCCAACGUAACCCUUGUCUUCUCCUUCCUGCACAAGCUGGUAUCUGUAGCCCAGGAGUAUUUCAAGGAGCUGGAGGAGGAGAGCAUUCGUGAUAAUUUUGUGAUAAUUUAUGAACUUCUCGAUGAACUUUUGGACUUUGGCUACCCACAGACCACCGACACCAAGAUCUUGCAGGAGUACAUCACACAGGAGGGACACAAGCUGGAGAUCGCACCACGGCCUCCCAUUGCGGUGACCAAUGCUGUGUCUUGGCGCUCUGAAGGCAUCAAGUACAGAAAGAACGAGGUGUUUCUUGAUGUCAUAGAGGGAGUUAAUUUGCUGGCAAACUCAAACGGCAAUGUGCUGAGGAGUGAGAUUGUGGGCAGCAUCAAGAUGAGGGUGUACCUGUCGGGCAUGCCAGAGCUGCGCCUGGGACUCAACGACAAGGUGCUCUUCGAGUCCACUGGCCGGGGGAAGAGCAAAAGUGUGGAGCUAGAGGAUGUCAAGUUUCAUCAGUGUGUGCGUCUGUCCAGCUGAAGGGAGCGUCGUGGGGCAUCCGUGUGCUGAGCCGCAUCUCGGAGGUGGUGCCGGAUGGAGCGAGCCAUUCGGAUGCCUUUGAGAUCAACUGGGUGAAGAAGGCGCUGGAGGAGGGGGACAUCCAUGCGCGGCUUC
This is a messenger RNA of Scylla paramamosain (green mud crab), 1348 nucleotides long. RefSeq names its product AP-1 complex subunit mu-1-like. The record is from RefSeq and is a predicted model, not a curated record. Gene Ontology annotation, molecular function: clathrin-cargo adaptor activity. The transcript is spliced from 8 exons. Gene Ontology annotation, biological process: intracellular protein transport; vesicle-mediated transport. Gene Ontology annotation, cellular component: clathrin adaptor complex; clathrin-coated vesicle. Lineage: Eukaryota; Metazoa; Arthropoda; Malacostraca; Decapoda; Portunidae. The coding region runs from base 476 to 1213 and encodes 245 amino acids.